AUGUCAGAGGACGCAAUUCCAGAGCACCAUCGCAGGGAGAGAACAUGCCCUGUCAGCACGCCGUCCAACUACAUUCCGCCGUUCCCUGGAUAUUGCUCCAGAUUCGAGGCAACAAUGAAUGAUCUCGUUAUGGCCAUGAUGGGAGCGCAGUACGACUCUGUUACCGGGCACGAUGGCAUAGCCGUUAGCAAACUUCAGGAGUUCUUGAUUAGAGGGCCAGAGUCAAAGCGCCCGUCGUUUUGGGAAACAACCUCCGUAAUCGACAAGAGAGGUGCCUAUAGCAUCGCCGUGAUCGCAUAUUGGCGCAGCGCAGACUUGCACAGAAGCUGGCAGCAGGAAUCUGGGUUCGGUACUUGGUGGCAGAGUUCAGACAGGGAAAGAGAUGGGCAUGGGUGGUUCCAGGAGAUUCUGUGUCCAACGAUGGAUCGUUUUGAAACAGUGUUUUCAAACCCUGAGAAUCCAGAAGGGGCGGCCAACAUGCAAGAGAGGAUCUCGGGCGAGUUGGAACAACACGCGUAUUGGGGUAGCAUGCGGGAUCGCUUGGCAGCUGCUCAAGACAACAAACUCGAGGGCGAUAGAUGGUGGUCUAAGGAUGGCAGCGCAAAUGGCUCGAGUGACGCCUCAAAACGUGUCCGUGUAUCUGGCAGGCCCAAUCUGUGCGUGAUUCGAUCGGGCCAGGAUUGGUCCGCCACGCUACCAGGAGAGCGCAAACUCUACCUCGAUACAAUGCAUCCGGUGCUCGUCGAGGGCAUGGAGUUUCUACGUGAUGAAGGGCGCGAGGUUGGCUGUUAUGCGAUGAAUUUGUGGGAUGUUGUGGAUUCAAAGUCGUUCGAGGCGAACAGUGAGAGAACGUUCGGUUUGGGCUAUUUCGAUGACCUGGCGUCGCUCGAAUACUGGAGUAAAAGCCACCAGACGCAUAUCAACAUCUUCGGAGGCUUCCUGAUGUAUGCGAAAAAGCUGAACAAUGUAUUGUCUCUGCGGUUAUUCCAUGAGGUUUACGUACUGGAGCCGGACCAGCAAUUCUUUGAGUACAUUGGGUGCCACGCCGAGACGGGGAUGAUGAAUUCGCGCCGAUCUUGA
Alternaria conjuncta is the source of this 1080-nucleotide messenger RNA. RefSeq lists its product as uncharacterized. Lineage: Eukaryota; Fungi; Ascomycota; Dothideomycetes; Pleosporales; Pleosporaceae. The transcript has a single exon. The record is from RefSeq and is a predicted model, not a curated record. Bases 1 to 1080 code for a protein of 359 amino acids.